UUGCCGUUAUCAUUUGUGCUGCCGGCAUAAUCCGAGCUAGUCAAGAACACUGCGAAAGGCAGCGAACACAUGUGAUUUCCCGUGCUGCAUAAAGGUCAUCUAGUCCAUUGAAGUUGACGAAGGGAAAACUACAGGAUCGUAGCAAAAUCUUUACGAAAGAAAGAUGGUUUUUUUGACUUUAUCUUGCUGGAUCCGCAAUCGUGGACCUGAUCGAUAUUGGAAGGUUCAAGAAGUUCUCAGUAAUGCACGGCACUUCAGAGGUAGAAAGAACAGAUGCUACAGCCUGGCAGUGAGGGCAGUACGAAGGGCCUUUGUAUAUGCUACUAAGGCUCGCAAAAUAAAACGACGUAACAUGCGUACGUUGUGGAUCUCACGCAUCGCGGCAGCAUCACGGGAGCACGGCAUGAAGUAUCCCGCCCUUAUGCACAACCUGGUGAAGAGUAGUGUUGAGGUGAAUCGACGUGUUCUGAGCGACCUUGCCAUCACAGAACCUAAGUCAUUCCUGUCUCUUGCAAAGCUGGCCAGGGCGAGGCAACAGGAGGGAUUCGGUGCAGCGCUGGGCGACGGCAAAGAACCUCCUGGUGUCUUCUCACGCAUUGUCACACUACAGUGAUCUUGCCACCUCCUCCAUAGGCAAUUGCAAUGGACACCAUACCACCUCUUUGCAAGUGACCCACCCAUCCAAUAACCCAUUUUCCUUACCUGCAAUACGACCAACACGGUUCUGCCCUGCAACCAUUAAUCCCUCUUUGAAUCAUGGCUACUGAAUGGAUACAGACAGAAUCCAGCUCCAAACCACACUUAAUGGGAUGGUAUUCAUAGACGGUUGAGUGGUGGUCGGGGGCCAGAGUUAAAGAGAAAAUACUUGACCUUCAUUUGUAAUGCCUUGUGUCUAUGUAUAUAUGUGUGAUUGUGUAUUUGUCAAUACAUGUGGAAAAUGAUUGUCUAGUAAAUAAAACAUUUUUAUCUA
This is a messenger RNA of Oncorhynchus keta (chum salmon), 970 nucleotides long. It is a transcript of the gene mrpl20, whose product is annotated as mitochondrial ribosomal protein L20. The record is from RefSeq and is a predicted model, not a curated record. Gene Ontology annotation, biological process: translation; ribosomal large subunit assembly. The transcript has 4 exons. Lineage: Eukaryota; Metazoa; Chordata; Actinopteri; Salmoniformes; Salmonidae. Gene Ontology annotation, molecular function: rRNA binding; structural constituent of ribosome. Gene Ontology annotation, cellular component: ribosome. The coding region runs from base 164 to 613 and encodes 149 amino acids.